Botrytis porri is the source of this 1181-nucleotide messenger RNA. RefSeq lists its product as uncharacterized. The record is from RefSeq and is a predicted model, not a curated record. The transcript is spliced from 4 exons. Bases 149 to 838 code for a protein of 229 amino acids. Lineage: Eukaryota; Fungi; Ascomycota; Leotiomycetes; Helotiales; Sclerotiniaceae.
CUCAUAUUCAUAUUUGCGGUUGAUUCUGCAUACCUAGAACACCUUUCUACAUAUUACCAUAGUUAUCUUAUUGAAGAUUAUAAUACUGCACGAAACCCUAGAAUAUUCUUAAGUACUGCACCCUAUUAGCAUUUUCGAACCCACAAGAAUGACACUACCUUCAGAUUAUUAUGCCGUUCUUGGCGUACCAUCCACUGCAACCCAGCAACAGAUCCGCAAUGCCUACAAAAAAGCAGCUUUAAAAACUCAUCCCGAUCGGGUCGCCUCAGACUCUCCCGAACGUGCGGAAAGAACCCGUAAAUUUCAACAAAUUAACGACGCAUACUAUACCCUCUCUGAGCCCACUCGUCGUCGCGAUUACGACGCUGCCCGUACAUACCAUGGAUUUGGCUCUGGAGCCUCCACAGCCUCUACAUCUAUGGAUGACGACGAAGAAAUUCCCGAUCCAUCUGCUGGAUCUGGUGGAUUCCCUUGGUCUAGUUUUGGCUUCUCCUCGAAAGCGAAGAAUCCAGAGGAAGAAGAGAAGUUUCAAGACGCACAAUUUGGAGAUGUGUUUGAAGAGAUGUUGAGAGAAGAGGGAAUGGCAGAGAAUAAUAAUUCUCCUACUGGGAAGUUUUGGAGUAUGGUGGGUGGAUUGAGUGGAGGGGCUAUGGGUUUUAUCGUUGCGAAUUUUCCGGGGAUGUUGGCCGGAGCUGUGGCAGGGAAUAGAUUGGGUGCUGUGAGGGAUGCGAGAGGAAAGAGUGUAUAUUCUGUUUUCCAGGAACUUCCUCAAGGUGACAAAGCAAGACUAUUAAGUCAGCUCGCCGCAAAGGUUUUCAGUCAUGCUGUAGGCUCAUGAAUUAUGAUUUGUCACGAGUUUGAAGAGAUAUCUUUUGCGUUGAACUUAUUGAUAAUGGAGCAGGCGUUAGAGGUUUACAGGAUUAGGGUAUUGGGUAUUGGGUACAGUUGAUACAAUACAGCAAGCGAAUAGGAGAUUUAUAUGACGGUCAGGUAGCGUGGAUAGGUCAAAUUAUGUAUGUAGAUAUCCAAUAAAGCAGUAAAAUGAGCUCGGAUUUUCAUCCUCGCAAGGUGAAUCAGGGGAUGUGCGAAGGGGCAGAACCGCUAACGGAGAAGAAACCAGACAGGGUAAGCGGAUAGUUAAUCCAGGCAGUAUUUGAAAAUGUAUUCAUUCAUGCUCAUCG